UUGCAACUAAACGAAGAAUCAAGGAUGAAUUGCGACAUAUUCGAAACUGUAGCAUUAAAUAUACUAAAAAGCUUUGGUCCACAAUACGCUUGUAAUGCACACAAUGAGAUCUUCCAAUAUGUAUGCGAGGAUUGCAAAGGUCACGAGAACCACAAUUACUUGCAUAUCAGUAAAGUUGCAUCUAAAGGAAAGGACAUACUGCAUGUACUUUUAGAAAGUUGUCGUUUAGGUAUAAAUUGUCUUGGGAACUGCAUCAAUAAUGAAUUAGAUCAUGCACAUUUUAUUGAUGGAAACUGCGACGCAUUGAUCCAAAAUAUACGUAAUACUUUCCAUCCAAUUAUAGCGGCUAUCAUGGAGCGUGAACGCUUUCUUUUAGAUUUUGUUGAAAAAAUACGUAAGAAGCGGAUGGAGAAUCUAUAUGAACAAAUGACUGCCCUAAAGUUUGCAUUUUCUGGUUUAAUGGAUACAAAGGAUAUGUUGCAGCAUUUAGCAGCAAAUGGCCACCAGAUGGAUGACCUCAGCAUUGCUAUGAAGCUAGUAGAAGGUAAUCGACAAAUCGAAAUAUCGUCACAAUUUUCAAACAAAAACAACCGAGAAAUGAUUUUUUCAAGUUUUACGAACCACUUGCUUUCAAAAAUUUAUUAAAUGA
This is a messenger RNA of Rhagoletis zephyria (snowberry fruit fly), 649 nucleotides long. RefSeq names its product protein wech-like. Lineage: Eukaryota; Metazoa; Arthropoda; Insecta; Diptera; Tephritidae. The record is from RefSeq and is a predicted model, not a curated record.